UAUAUAUGAGCAUUCCCUCCUACUCUCCUAGUCUUCUUCUCUACUCUGAAGUAAAACAAGGGAGCUAGAGAGAGAGAGAGAGAGAGACAGAGAGAGAGAGAGAGAGAAAGGGAGAAGAAGGGGCAGUUUUUAAUGGCUUCAUUUCCAAGUCUUGUCCCGAUCAUUCUUUUGUUACUAUUUGUCGGGUGCUCUGCAAGGCCUCUGUACCCGCUCCCCAGCAGGAGAAAUGAUAGAAAUAAGCAGCCUUUGCAAACGUUUCGCCCAUUUAAUAUUGCACACCGAGGUUCAAAUGGAGAAAUACCUGAAGAAACUGCUGCUGCAUACAUGAGAGCUAUUGAAGAAGGUACUGACUUUAUUGAAACAGACAUCUUAGCAUCAAAAGAUGGUGUUCUUAUUUGCCAUCAUGAUGUUGUCCUCGAUGUUACAACUGAUAUAGCCGAGCACAAGGAGUUUGCAGAUAGAAACAGGACCUAUGUAGUUGAAGGGGUCAAAACUACUGGUCAUUUUGUUGUUGAUUUCACACUUGAAGAAUUGAAGACCCUAAGGACAAGGCAAAGAUAUGAUUUCCGAGAUCAGCAAUAUAACGGGCAGUUUCCUAUCAUUACAUUUGAGGAAUACAUUUCUAUUGCACUUGAUGCCCCGAGAGUUGUUGGAAUAUAUCCCGAGAUUAAGAACCCAAUUUUCAUUAACGAACGUGUUAAAUGGCCAGGUGGUAAGAAGUUUGAAGACAAGUUCGUUGAGACGCUGAAAAAAUAUGGGUAUAAAGGUCCUUAUAUGUCAAAGCAAUGGUUGAAACAGCCCGUUUUCAUUCAGUCCUUCGCCCCUACAUCUCUUACAUACAUAUCCAACCAAACGGACCUGCCUAAGAUCUUUCUAAUUGAUAAUGUGACAGUUCGUACUCAAGACACAAACCAGUCGUAUUCAGAAAUCACUUCGGACAGUUACCUUGACUUCAUCAAGGACUAUGUAGUGGGGAUUGGGCCUUGGAAGGAUACUAUAGUUCCAGUAUCUAAUAACUACUUGCUACCACCUACUGAUCUUGUAGCACGAGCGCAUGCCAAAAAUCUGCAGGUUCACCCUUACACUUUUCGCAACGAAAACGCAUACUUACACCUCAACUUCAGUGUAGACCCGUACAACGAGUUCGAUUACUGGAUAAACCAGAUCGGCGUGGAUGGUCUCUUCACAGACUUCACAGGCAGCCUUCACCAGUUUCAGGAGUGGACUGAUCCCUUAUCAGCUGGAGAAAAUGAAGCUUCUAGGCUACUAAAUAGGAUUUACACAAUGAUCUCAAAGUACAGAAAUUUAUAGUUUCUAUCAGUCUCUUAAAACCAUUUGUUUUUCAAGUCCAGUGUUCAUGGGAAAUCAUGCUAUGUAUCAUUACAGAUUUAGAGUUGAGCAAUUUCUCAGCAUGUUUAGCCCAUCUAGAGUAACUGGGUUUGAAUAUUGAUGGAUAAACUGUACUGAGUGGUCAAAUUUAUUAUUUAUUUUAAUAAGGGAAUGUAAGUUUUAAAUUAUAGUUGAAUAAGGGAAUGUGCGUUUUCUAGUAA
This is a messenger RNA of Ipomoea nil (Japanese morning glory), 1550 nucleotides long. RefSeq names its product glycerophosphodiester phosphodiesterase GDPD6-like. The transcript has 8 exons. Gene Ontology annotation, molecular function: glycerophosphodiester phosphodiesterase activity. The record is from RefSeq and is a predicted model, not a curated record. Lineage: Eukaryota; Viridiplantae; Streptophyta; Magnoliopsida; Solanales; Convolvulaceae. Gene Ontology annotation, biological process: lipid metabolic process. The coding region runs from base 133 to 1311 and encodes 392 amino acids. Gene Ontology annotation, cellular component: vacuole.